ACUCUUUUCCAGAUAUCAGAGAUCAGAAGGGAGAAGGAGAACAAAGUUUACAAAAUUAAUCUUUCUUUCUUAGAUCUCUCACCACAAUAUUCAUUAAAAAGAAAAAAAAAAACUACUUUUCUUCUUCUGCUUAUCCUCCAUUCAUUAAUUCUUCCAUUACAUAGUGCUGUUUAUCACGUCUUUUAUACCUUUUUGCCUGUUGCUGGGUAUAGCAUGGAUCAUGUUCGAGCAUUUUCAUCUCCCCAUUUUCUUUCUUCUUCAACAAGUAACUUCAAUGGACAGCAAGAUAUAGAAGAAUGCGGUUUGGAAGGCCUUGCCACCAAUGUUAAGCUAUUACUGAAGUUAAUUCAAGACCAUAAUGGGUCUAGCACAAAAGAAAAUGAUGAGCGCAAGUUUCAUAGGGUAAAUGGAAUGAUGUUUAUCCUAGAUGAGGCUAGGAAUAGGAUUCAAAAGAUUCAAUCUACCACCCAGAGAAGAGCUGAACUUAGGAGGUGUAACACUGACCUUAGGCCUAACAUUCCAGCUCCAAAGGACAGAAAGCCUCCUUCUGAUGUGCCUAUAGAUGAGAAAGAGAGGCUAAAGAGGGAGCUUAACGCGAGCUUGGUGGCGCGACAAAGCCUUCAAGCAAUGUGUUCGAGUUUGGGAAAAGAGAAACAAAUUAUGGCUGCGGAACUCGCAAGGAAGGCUCAAGAAUUGACAGAGAUGGAGGAUUUCAUUGGUGAUCUAAAGGCACAGAAUGACAUGUUGAUGGAGAAGUUGCAUGAACAGAAGGAGAAGAAGGGUAAUGGUGUGGAGAUGGAAUGCAACAUAGUGCUACGAGAGCGUAACAAGGCGCUUUCAGAGCAACUCCAGAAGUCAAUUGAUGGUUAUCGGUCUAUGAAGAGAAGGCUCAGAGAUAUUCAAGAGGAGAACAGGCAAAUUCGCGAUACCAUGGAGCAAAUGGAGGAGGAAGUUGAUGCAGGAAUUGACAGGAAUAUAGGUAGGUUCAAGGAAAGAAAUAUGAGAACAAAUGAGAUCAAAGAAGAAAUUUCAGCUUUGGAGCAUAUGCUUGAUUCUCUCAAGAUGAAAGUCUCAAAAUAUACACAGAAGAAAACUUGAUGUCAUAUGCCAAGAGCUCAAUCUGUGAAUGGUAGAGGCAAAGAAGAGAAGCGUGAUUUGCAAGGGAUCGAAGAGAGUGGACAUCCUAUCAAUAAUACAUGCAUCGUCCAUUUACUGCAUGCUCUUGUUCAAUUCUUGCCUACCUCAGUCGUCUAUUUUCAUAUCUAGAAAUUAAAGCAUGCUCCUAGUCCUAGUAGUCCUAGACAAUUGUAGAAUGGGAGCCAUUAGCCAAAUCUGUUGACUGUAAAAUAUGGGAGUGAGAAGAUAGGAUUAAACUCAAUGAAGAGAAUAGUGACAUACAUUACACAUGUUUUUGAACUUUGGUUCAGAUGUACACUGACCCAAGAGUUGUAUAAGUCCUCUCUGUAUUGCAUAUCCUAAAUUCAAUUUUUGUUCAGUUCAGUCUGAUCUAUUUCAUGUAGACUUUGUUAGUAAAUGCAUAUAUAAUUCACACCAUUUUUAUCA
Glycine soja is the source of this 1563-nucleotide messenger RNA. Its product is annotated as kinectin-like. The transcript has 2 exons. The record is from RefSeq and is a predicted model, not a curated record. NCBI's taxonomy places the organism in Eukaryota, Viridiplantae, Streptophyta, Magnoliopsida, Fabales, Fabaceae. Bases 214 to 1098 code for a protein of 294 amino acids.